Helianthus annuus (common sunflower) is the source of this 4311-nucleotide messenger RNA. Its product is annotated as pleiotropic drug resistance protein 2. The transcript has 17 exons. NCBI's taxonomy places the organism in Eukaryota, Viridiplantae, Streptophyta, Magnoliopsida, Asterales, Asteraceae. The record is from RefSeq and is a predicted model, not a curated record. Gene Ontology annotation, cellular component: membrane. Bases 1 to 4311 code for a protein of 1436 amino acids. Gene Ontology annotation, molecular function: ATP hydrolysis activity; ABC-type transporter activity; ATP binding.
AUGGCGGCAGGGCCCGCCGGAGAUGAACUGGCACGCUCGAUGAGCCGACAUUCGAGUUUAUCGGCAUCUUUUAGGAACUGGGCUUCAGCUAGCAUUAAGGAGGCUUUUCCAGGGGUACCUGGAGGUGAUGCUUUCGAAAAAACUAGUGUACAAGAGGACGAAGAGGAACUUAGAUUGGCUGCUAUUGAAAGGCUCCCCACUUAUGAAAGAUCAAGAAAAGAUAUAUUGAAUCAAGUUCAUGAUGAUGGGAGAAUCCGAAGAAAUGAAAUCUCAAAUGUUGAUCAUCUGGAUACGAAGCAGACUAUUGCGAGUGUUCUUGAAGUCGUUAAAGAUGAUCAUGAGGGUUUUCUUCGACGUAUUCGAGAAAGGAUUGAUAGGGUUGGGAUCAAAACUCCGAAGAUUGAAGUUCGUUACAAUAAUCUAUCAGUUGAAGGAGAUGUAUUCAUAGGGUCUAGAGCACUUCCAACAUUGUUGAAUUCCAUCCUUAAUACCAUUGAGGGAUUUCUCCAACUCAUUAGGCUUGUUCCAUCCAACAAAAAGAUCCUCAAAAUAUUGCAGGAUUUGAGUGGAAUCUUGAAACCUUCAAGGAUGACACUACUUCUUGGACCGCCUGGCUCUGGGAGGACAACCUUCAUGAGGACACUUGCCGGAGUAGUACAAAAGGAUUUAAGAGUAACCGGAGAAGUUACUUAUUGUGGUCAUAAAAUGUCCGAGUUCAUUCCUCAAAGGACUUCCGCGUAUAUUAGUCAACACGAUGUUCACCAAGGUGAGAUGACAGUUUGGGAGACACUUGACUUUGCAGCACAUUGUCUCGGUGUAGGAACCAGAUAUGAUCUAUUGGUAGAACUGUUGAGACGCGAGAGAAUUGCAGGGAUCACACCAGAUCCUGAUAUUGAUGCUUUCAUGAAAGCCACGACAAUGACUGGACAAGAAUCUAGUUUGGUUACAGACUAUAUUCUCAAGAUACUUGGACUAGAUAUAUGUGCUAAUAUCAUGGUGGGUGAUGAGAUGCGUAGAGGAAUCUCCGGUGGCCAGAAGAAACGCGUCACUACUGGAGAAAUGUUGGUAGGGCCUGCAAAGGUAUUCUUCAUGGAUGAAAUUUCUACUGGUUUGGAUAGUUCAACUACUUAUCAGAUUGUUAAAUAUAUGAAAGAAAUGGUUCAUAUAAUGGAUGCAACUAUGAUGAUCGCCCUUUUACAACCUGCACCCGAAACCUUCGAGUUAUUUGAUGACAUUAUACUCCUUUCAGAAGGUCAAAUGGUGUACCAAGGCCCGCGUACGAAUGUUCUUGAUUUCUUCGAAGAGGUAGGAUUUAAAUGCCCGAAAAGGAAAGGAGUUGCGGAUUUUUUACAAGAGGUUACUUCAAGAAAGGAUCAAGAACAAUACUGGUUCAGAAAAGAAGAACCUUACAGAUUCAUAUCUGUGCCUGAGUUCACUCAGUUGUUUGCUCGGUCUCAACUCGGCCAGAAUCUUUAUAACAGUCUUGCAAGUCCUUAUGACAUUACUAAAGUCCAUCCUGCUGCUUUGGUAGAUCAAAAGUAUGGUAUAUCAAAUUUGGACCUUUUAAGAGCGAAUUUAGCAAGAGAAUGGUUGCUAAUGAAGCGUAACGCCUUUUUGUACAUAUUCAAGACAUGUCAAAUAACGAUAAUGUCGAUUAUCGCGUUCAGUGUGUUCUUUAGGACAACGAUGAAAAGUGGUCAGCUUAAAGAUGGUGGAAAGUAUAUGGGUGCAUUGUUUUUCAGUCUUAUUAAUAUGAUGUUUAAUGGGGCUGCUGAGCUCGCGCUCACCGUUAUGAGGCUUCCUGUGUUCUAUAAACAAAGGGAUUCUUUGUUCUACCCUGCGUGGGCAUUCGCGGUCCCCAUUUGGCUUCUAAAGAUCCCUAUAUCAGUCGUUGAAUCUGUAAUAUGGAUCGCGAUAACAUAUUAUACCAUUGGGUUUGCGCCUGCCGCUUAUCGGUUUUAUAAACAACUUUUGGCUUAUAUCAGUGUGCACCAAAUGGCUUUGUGCCUCUUUCGAUUUCUUGCUUCAAUCGGGAGAAUACAGGUGGUUGCAAGUGCUCUUGGGACCUUUACAUUGUUAAUAGUCUUUGUGCUAGGCGGAUUCAUCGUAGCAAAAGAUGACAUUGAGCCAUGGAUGAUAUGGGGUUACUACAUUUCUCCCAUGAUGUACGGACAGAACGCCAUCAUGAUCAACGAGUUUUUAGAUGAUAGAUGGAACACUCCGAAUCCUGACCCACGAAUCAACGAACCAACAGUAGGAAAAGUUCUUCUGAGUUCUAGAGGCAUGUUCACAACUGACUAUAUGUUUUGGGUUUGUGUUGGCGCACUCAUUGCGUACUCAGUGAUCUUUACCAUCUUCUUCGUUUUGGCAUUGACAUAUUUGAAUCGUAAGUUUAUUCUUUCUUAUUGGAUCAGACCAAAUAAGGAGAAUUUACUGAUUUCAGGUACAGAAGAAAUGGCAGCUAAAAAGAAAGGAAUGGUGCUUCCAUUUCAGCCACUAUCACUUGCAUUUGAUCAUGUCAAUUACUACGUCGAUAUGCCUGCGGAAAUGAAAGCUCAAGGAAUUACGGAGGAUCGUUUACAACUACUAAGAGAUGUAAGUGGUGCAUUUAGGCCGGGUGUUCUAACAGCAUUGGUUGGUGUUAGUGGUGCCGGGAAGACAACAUUAAUGGAUGUUUUAGCCGGAAGAAAAACCGGUGGCUACAUUGAAGGGGACAUCAGCAUUUCUGGGUACCCAAAGAAACAAGAAACGUUCGCUCGUGUGAGUGGAUACUGUGAACAAAACGAUAUCCAUUCUCCACAUGUUACAGUUUAUGAAUCACUUGUUUAUUCCGCUUGGCUUCGACUCGCUCCAGAUGUAAGCGAUGAAGCAAGACAGACAUUUGUGGAGGAAGUAAUGAAUUUGGUAGAGCUGAAUUCUGUAAGGGAUUCACUAGUAGAGCUUCCGGGGGUAAGCGGUCUCUCGACUGAACAACGAAAAAGACUCACUAUAGCUGUUGAGUUGGUGGCUAACCCAUCCAUUAUCUUUAUGGACGAGCCCACAUCAGGACUUGACGCAAGAGCUGCAGCCAUUGUCAUGAGAACGGUUAGGAACACGGUUGAUACUGGCAGAACUGUUGUCUGCACCAUUCACCAGCCGAGUAUCGACAUUUUUGAAGCAUUUGAUGAGCUAAUGUUGAUGAAAAGAGGUGGUCAGGUUAUUUAUGCUGGACCUCUUGGACACCAUUCUAGGCUACUAGUCGAAUACUUCCAAAAAAUUUCAGGGAUUACAAGAAUAAAAGAUGGUCAAAAUCCCGCAACUUGGAUGCUUGAAGUCAGUUCUUCCACGGUUGAAGCUCAACUUAAUGUCGAUUUUGCAUCAAUCUAUGCUCAGUCUGAACUUUACAGAAGGAACCAGGAGCUCAUACAAGACUUGAGCACACCCGCGCCUGGAGUCCACGACCUACAUUUCCCAACAAAAUAUUCACAAUCAUUUUUCGAACAGUGUAAUGCCUGUUUAUGGAAACAACUACUUUCUUACUGGAGACAUCCACAGUACAAUGUUGUUCGGUUCUUGAUGACGACAGUGAUCGGGGUAAUGUUUGGAAUAAUUUUCUGGGACAAAGGCCAAAAAACGAGUCAACAACAAGAUUUGAUGAACAUGCUUGGUGCUAUGUAUGCUGCUGUUAUGUUUCUUGGAGGAACAAAUACGCAAUCGGUCCAGACUGUCGUGUCAAUAGAGAGGACCGUUUUCUAUCGUGAAAAAGCCGCAGGGAUGUAUUCCCCACUCCCGUAUGCAUUCGCCCAGGUCGCGAUUGAGGUGAUUUACGUAUGCAUUCAAACGUUAAUUUACAGCCUUCUACUUUACUCGAUGAUUGGAUUCGCUUGGUCAGCUAGCAAAUUCUUGUGGUUCUAUUUCUUCGUAUACAUGUGUUUUAUCUACUUCACAUUGUAUGGAAUGAUGCUUGUCGCUCUCACCCCAAACUACCAUAUUGCGGCGAUUACUAUGUCGUUUUUCCUCAGCUUUUGGAACCUGUUUUCUGGCUUCAUUAUCCCUAGAACACAAAUUCCGAUAUGGUGGCGUUGGUAUUACUGGGGUUCUCCGGUUGCGUGGACAUUAUACGGGCUUAUAACCUCUCAGGUGGGUCAAAAUGAGGACCUAGUUGAAGUGCCUGGAGCAGGUUCGGUUCCGGUUAGGGAAUUCAUCAAGGAUUACAUGGGAUUCGAGUACGAUUUUCUUGGUUAUGUUGCAAUGGCUCAUGUUGGUUGGGUUGUUUUAUUCUUUAUUGUAUUCGUGUGUGGCAUCAAAUUUCUUAAUUUUCAGAAAAGAUAA